This is a messenger RNA of Uncinocarpus reesii 1704, 1962 nucleotides long. RefSeq lists its product as uncharacterized. The coding region runs from base 1 to 1962 and encodes 653 amino acids. Gene Ontology annotation, biological process: tRNA methylation. Lineage: Eukaryota; Fungi; Ascomycota; Eurotiomycetes; Onygenales; Onygenaceae. The transcript has a single exon. Gene Ontology annotation, molecular function: tRNA (uridine) methyltransferase activity. The record is from RefSeq and is a predicted model, not a curated record.
AUGGGACUUGGUGGUACCUUCAGGCCUUCGCAUCUGGCUGCAAACGGUGAAAACUGGGUCACCUCCUCUGACUUAUGCCUGUCUGAUUUGCACUUUGAGCCCGGCAUAUUCCUGGGCUCUGCGACACAUCUCCUGGCAAAUCCAAAUUUAACGUCAGGCCACCUUUUCCGGGCGGAUAUCCUGUUUGACAGCGCCGGUAUACUGAAAUCUCCAGAAGAAAAAGAAAGAGCCGUCCUUGGCCCUCAAAACAACACUACCAAUGCCCAUGACCAGCUAGCCGUUGAGCGACUACCUGCUCCAGAUUUUGAUGGAUAUACCUUAACAAGGACUAUUCUGAGGAGGUUUAUCCCUAGAAAGAAAAUUGAUUCUGAAUUGGAUCAAACCUGCCAUUUUUAUUCACAUAAAAGCUUCCAAGACAACCAGGGCAUUGAAUUGGAGAGAUGUCUGCUGAUAUAUCUGCCCCAUUUUUCCUCGGAGGAACAGGUUCCCUUUUACCAUCCUUCCAUUCGAGCGCUGGGAUUUCUGUACGAAUUCUCUGCACCAGUGCCAAAUAACGCUCAUAGUGCGACGACCAAGGGCACGGGAGUUUUGUCACUCCAUUUCAUACCAUUUUCGACUGGGAUUCCAGAAUCUAUACCAUACCGCCUCGAGCGUACGUUCCUGGCGCUUUUGACCGCACAGGUUCGUCUUGCUCGCAGCCCGGCAGCUACAUCUAACCCGACCGGAAGCAACCCGCGGCCAUUCAAAGAUAACAUUAUCCCUCAGCAUGUGGUCCAAACAACAUAUGCGAAACUAAAAGAUAAAUAUGCUUCGACCCUGAUUCGAAAUUGGGUCGAGGUAACUGAGCCUUCGAAACAUGUGUUUGAAGACAUUUCAAUAGCGGCUUUCUUAAUUGAACUAUGGAAGAAGAUGUAUCGACCAAUUUCUUUGAACGGACAUGAUGCAAGUGAGGAGAGCGGAGAAGGUGCUGCUUCUUUUCCAGGUUUUGUAGAUAUAGCAUGCGGCAAUGGUGUGCUAGUUUACCUCCUUCGCGAGGAGGGCUAUACAGGCUGGGGCUUUGAUGCACGACGGAGAAAAAGCUGGGAAACAUAUCCACCUUCAACCCAGAAAUGCCUUAAAGAAAGCAUAUGCAUACCAUCAAUAUUUCGCUACGCUUCCCCGACAGCGUCCCAAACGAUCCCGGCUAACAUCGAGACAAAUGACGGAAUAUUCAAAAAAGGAACAUUCAUCAUAUCGAACCACGCCGACGAACUCACAAUCUGGACUCCUCUCCUUGGGGUACUAGCCGAUCCGACGUCGCCAUUACCAUUCCUCUCCAUCCCUUGCUGCUCACACUCUAUAUCGGGUGCUAGGUUUCGAUACCCACCCCCGAAGAGACGAUCUGCGACAACCACGUCGCUAUCCGCUGAAACCGAGAGUCUUAGCGAACACGAUCAAAACCCCCAACCCGCCACCGGUGACCUGAAAGCUCUCCGCGGCAUGAAAUAUUCUGAACAUGACAAGCUCGAUAUAUCAUCUUCCACGUACGCUGCUCUAACCGCCAAACUCAUGAGUAUCGCAACAGAACUCGGAUACGACGUUGAGAAGACGAUGAUGCGAAUUCCCAGUACACGAAAUAUCGGGGUCAUCGGCGGGUUAAAGGCACACAAAAUGAACCAAGAAAAAUCGAACAGUCCACGUCUAGGUGAGAGUGAGAUGGAGACACGAGUCCGACAAAUCGUGGAACGGGAGGCGGAAGCGGAUAAUGGGCUUGCAGCCGCGGCGCGGAUUUGGAUCGAAAGGUCGAUGAAGUUGCAUCGUGGUCAAGGGAGUGGAAGUCGAAGGGCGAGCGAAUGCGUCAGGGAAGGUCAAGCAGCGAGACUCGGCCAUGAACAGCUUGUGAAGGAGCAGGGUCCCAAUUUGCAGAAGCAAGCCCUAGUUGCAAGUCGACUCGACGUAGAGGCGGCUAAAUAUUUGUACUAA